Molecule: messenger RNA, 2013 nt
Organism: Fusarium fujikuroi IMI 58289
Lineage: Eukaryota; Fungi; Ascomycota; Sordariomycetes; Hypocreales; Nectriaceae
Exons: 1
Coding region: 1-2013 (670 amino acids)
Biological process (GO): carbohydrate metabolic process
Source: RefSeq, a predicted model, not a curated record
AUGAAGACCCUAACUGGUACCUGGGCUUUGAUGCCCCUUUUCGCUCUUUUGACUUGUGCCCAAAACACAAACAUUCUGGAGCAGCAUUUUGGCAAUGACACGGACUGGUAUCGUGACAGAGUUCCCAUCUUUGAAUGCAGCGAUAAAUCCAUCACCGAUGUCUACUACUACCGCUGGAAGAUCUUCCGUACCCACCAGCGCAAUGUGGGCUCAAAUGGGUUUAUCUCGACUGAAUUCCUCGACAACGUCGGCUGGCAGAACAAAGACUGGGCAUCCCUCAACGAUGCCUCCAUCUUCCAUCUGAAUGAGGGUCGAUGGUGUCGUGAUCCGCGCUAUAAGCAGGAUUAUGCAAUGUUCAUGUACAGCAAAAACAGCAAUCCUCGGCAGUAUACCGAGGCUAUGGCGGCAGGUGUCUGGAACAACUAUCUUGUUGAUGGCGAUCCUGAGUUAUCCUUGUCACUUUUGCAGAGUAUGCAAGACAACUACGAAGCUUGGAUCAAAGAACGCUUCGACGAAUCCAAGGGUCUCUUCUGGAUUGCUCCCCUGCAGGAUGCUACUGAAUACACUAUUGGUAGCAUCGAUGCAUCUGGAGGCAGGGAUGGUUUUACAGGUGGAGAGACCUUUAGGCCAACUUUCAACAGCUACCAGAUCGCCAAUGCUCGAGCGAUCGCCAACAUCGCCAAGAUCAAAGGGGAUCAGGCAGUUGUCGAUAAGUACAACGAUCGUGCCGCUGCGCUCAAGAAACGUAUGCAGGAUGAUCUUUGGAACUCGACCUUCAACCACUUCAUCGAUCGCUACUACGUUGACAACGAGUUUGUCAAGUAUUGGGCGCCCAUUCGCGGAAGAGAGCUGGCUGGUAUGGUCCCAUGGACCCACGAUGUACCGGAUGACAGCGAGGAGUAUUCCAAGGCAUUGGAGCAUAUCAUCGACCCAGAACGUCUCGCCGGACCUUUUGGCCUGCGUACGGUAGAACCCUCGUAUGAGCACUACAUGCAAGUCUGGCGCUACGAAGGUGAUCACGUGGAGUGUCAUUGGAAUGGUCCAAGUUGGCCUUACCAAACUACGCAAGUUCUUACGGCUUUAGGUAAUAUCCUGGAUCAUUAUCCCACCUCAGCUAAAGCGGUUAGCGUCAAGAACUACAUCAGUCUCUUGAAGCAGUAUGCAACUCAGCAUUACAAUAAGGAUUAUGGUGCCCUCGAUCUCGAGGAGAACUACGAUCCAGAUACUGGCUAUCCUAUCGUUGGACUAGGCCGCUCGCACCACUACUUCCAUUCUGGAUAUAUCGACUUGAUCUUGUCGGGUUUUGUCGGAAUCCGGCCUCGUCAGGAUGACGUGCUUGAAGUCCAUCCUCUUGUCGAUACUGAAGAAAUCUCAUACUUCCGUGCUGAAAAUGUUCUUUAUCACGGCCGCAACGUUACUGUUCAAUGGGACAAGAUGGGCAACAAGUAUGGCGAGGCUGGCCUUAGGGUACAGGUUGAUGGACAAGAUGUAGGCUCAUCGGACAAACUCGAACGCCUCGAGAUCAAACUUGAGCGUGAGAUAGUUCCUGUUUAUAGACCCAUCGCCAAAUCCAUCCAGCUUCAAGCAGACUCGUCUUCUCCGAAAGUCAGCUCUUCCAUCCCAAACACCGAUCAACAGCGUGUACAUGAUGUUUUCGACGGGCGUAUCUGGUUUUGGCCCGAAGCAACCAUCGUCAACGGCUUUGAUACACCGGAGGGUAAUACCGAUGAGCAAUGGGUUAGCAUCGACUUUGGAUCAUAUCAACAAGCAAAGCGGGCAGAAAUCGCUUUUUAUGAGAACGUUGAACAGGGCUUUAAUGUUCCUGCUAGCUAUCGUGUUCAGAUUAAUGACGAUGGUUGGAAAGAUGUCAGUGGAGCUGACUAUGGAAAGACAGUCGCGAAUGGUAUCACCAAGGCGUCUUGGUCGGCUGCCUCAGCGGGGACCUGGAGGAUUGUUGUAAAGCCGCAAGAAGGUUCUCGCACACGCCUGGUGGAGUUUUCUUUGUUCGAGUAG